Lotus japonicus is the source of this 3166-nucleotide messenger RNA. Its product is annotated as reticulon-like protein B18. The transcript has 8 exons. Bases 1746 to 2939 code for a protein of 397 amino acids. The record is from RefSeq and is a predicted model, not a curated record. Lineage: Eukaryota; Viridiplantae; Streptophyta; Magnoliopsida; Fabales; Fabaceae.
CACACAACAAAAUCAACUUGCUUGAUUUCCGCUUAUCAAAAAAAAAAGUUGCUUGAUCACGAACUUCAUCACAUUGAAUAAAAACAAAUCAACAACAAUGACAAAGGCAAUGUUGGUUGUCUUCCUCAGUGCUCUUUUGGUUUGCAUGCUUUUCACCCAGGAUGCUAAUGCUAAAGCAAUCAGCAAUCCAGUGAUGAGGAAGGACACUAUCCCUUGCAGCAAAAGGAGCCCUAAGGAUCCCUGCCCAUUGCCCAUAGCUAACCCAUACAAUAGAGGUUGUCACCCAGAGCAACGUUGUCGCAGCACUACUACUCCUUCCAAACCAUAGGAGAAAGAUGAAGUUGAUCUUCCAUAAAAGAUGUGGUUUGCCUUUCCAUGUCUGUUGUUUCUUCAUGAAGAUUUGGAUGCAAAAACAAGGUUUUUUUUUUCUAGGGUGGUUGACAUGCAAAGGUUGAAUAUAAAAUUCUUGCAUAGCUAAUCUAAUUUUAACUAUAAUAUUUUUUUUCAGCGGAAAAUGUCGCUCGUAUAUGUUAUUGCAGUCCCCUCUAGAAUAGCCUUUAAACUAAUUUUAUGUUUUGUGGUUGGUAUCCUUUGUAUUACUUCAUCUCAUUAAUACAUAAGGAUUGAUUCUCUAAUAUGUUAUGGGACUCUCUCUCUCUAUUGAGAUUGGUUGUGAUACAUUACCUCGAAAUUUUCUAAAAUUUUGUCGCGAACACAUUUUCCCUCUGCAUCCUAAAUAUUAUGUCCUACGAAAAGAUAAUAUAUAUCUCGGCAUUCAUCAUCUAUGAUGGAUAGAGUUAGGAGACUCUUGAUCCUGAUAAUUUAGCAACUCUCUUUCGUUAAUCACCUACGCUUCUUUAGUCAGGAUGAGCCGAGUCAAUCAUGGAUUACCCCUGACCAUGUUGUCACGCUUUGUACUCUUCUCCGAAGCCUCUUAUAGAGGAUCUUAUAGGGGAAUUAAGUCAAGUGGAUCUUAGCAGUGGCCAUUAUGAAUGUUCUUAGGCCCCUUCAAGUGUUUGGCUCAUAGGCUAUAUAUUAUGUUAGUCAAUUUGGAUGUUAGUUCUAACUUGAAGAUUAGCUUCCUAGUGUAUUCUUGAAAAGUCUACAAGUGACCGUAAGGUGAUAGUAGGAAUAUGAAUUAAGUUCAUUACUAUUAAAAGCAAGUUAUGACCUUCGUUAUUUGUAACAUAGUUUGAAGCUCAUAAACAUGGAAUAAUAUAAUAAGCUCACUAUGAAAAGCAAGUUAUGACCUUGGUUAUUUGUAACAUCUUCUUAGGUGAUAUAGUUUGAAAUUUAUGGACCUAUUUUCUCUUAAGAAAUUCUCGGUGGUAAGCUCUUUUCCACUUGACCUAAUUCCUCUAUAAGAUCCUCGAUAGUUAGGGAUGGUAGGCUCCUUUCAACAUGGAUUUUUUUAUAGGGACAUGAUCUGCAUCGAAAACGUCGUCACUAAUUUAAAUCUCUUUAUUUUACCAAUAAUUUUUUUCCAUAUCCAAAACUUCGUUAAUAAUACAUGCAAACUUUACUAGUAUCUUAAACGAUCAACGGAUUUUAGAUAUAGAAACAUAAUAUGUCAUUAAAAUAGACGAAUUUAAAUUAGCGACAGCGUAGCGUAAAAAUUGCAAUUAAGCCCUUCUCCCAACGGCUACUACCCAAAACAUUUGCAUUCAAAUUCAAGCACCCCUGUGAGCUCUUCACACUCCAGUCCACACUCACUGUUGCAAUCAACCCGCCACCACCACAACGCCAUGGAUUCUUCUCCACACAAACCGAUCCCAGAUCCUCUUCCUGCACCUCUCGGAACCCCAACCAAGCCCCAAUCGCCUUCCACCAUCAUCCUCCUCUCGCCUUCCCCCCUCAGAAAAUCCAAAUCCCGCCUCGAAAUGACUGCCGCGGAGUCUCCGGAGUCCGCCGGGGUGCGACGGCGCGGCAAAAACAGAGGACCUCAAAAUGGCGCGCCGGCGUCAGCUUCCCCAAGGAACAGUCGGAAAUCAAGGAGACGCUCCGAGGUCGAGACUACUCGAGAAGAGAAAGACCUAGGGUUAGUGGAAGAGGUUGGAAUGGGAAAACCCAAGAAGAGAAAGCAUAGCGGGCGAUCCAAGAAGGAAAAAUUGAACCCGGUUCCGCCUCUUCAACCUUCAAAUUCUCCUCCAAAGGUUGAAGAAGAGAAUGGUGGUGAUUUAGAACGUUUUGGGCAGGUAGUGAAUGAUUUGAUUAUGUGGAAAGAUGUGUCUAGAUCAACCUUUUGGUUUGGAUUUGGUUCUCUUGGCUUAUUAUCUUCCUGCUUUACUAGAGGACUCAACUUUAGCAUUUUCUCAGCCGCGUCGCAAUUAGCUGUUCUCGUUUUGGGGGUUUCGUUUUUGUCGAAUUCAAUUUCUCAUAGAAAUCAGGUUGAAGAAAAGCGCGAAAUCAAGCUGAAAGAAGGUGACAUUUUGCGUCUCGCGAAAUGGAUUCUUCCUGCAUUGAAUCUUGCGAUUUCAAAGAUGAGAGAGCUAUUCUCAGGAGAACCAUCCAUGACCCUGAAAGUAGCUCCUUUCCUUCUACUAGGAGCGGAGUAUGGCCACUUCAUUACAAUCUGGAGGCUGUGUGUCAUUGGAUUUUUUGUUAGCUUCACUGUCCCAAAGCUUUAUUCUUGCUACAAGGCUCAGAUAGAUCAGAGAGCUGAGUGCUUAAAAUUACGGUUGUUGGACACAUGGUGUACUUGCGCUCACAAGAAGAAAGUUGCAGCAUCGGCAUUGAUGACCUUCUGGAAUGUAUCUUCAAUAAAAACCCGAAUCUCCACAGCUUUCAUAUUGCUUGUACUAUUCAGAUGUCUAAAGCAACAAUUACAAGAUGAAGAAGCACAAGUCGGUGAGAAGGAACAGCAGCAACCAAUGAUGGUGGAUGAAACAGAAGAAAAUGAAAUUCAGCAGGCAUUAGUGGUUAGGGAAAAACAGUGCUAAAUCUAGCACUGUAUUUUGAUCAGGCCAUUUACAUCUAGCGGUCAAAUAUGAUGGUUCAAUGGUCAGAGAUCAUUUUCAAAUUGAUCCACCAUGUAUCGAUCCUUAUAUUGUAUUUGUACCUGUAGAUGGGGUGUUUCUUUAUAGUUUGGAAACAUAAAAUUUUGCUUUCUUGUGUUAGCUCAUCAUAUAUACAAUCAAGAGACAACCUGUUUUGGUCAAGUCACAAA